Molecule: messenger RNA, 1778 nt
Organism: Magnolia sinica
Lineage: Eukaryota; Viridiplantae; Streptophyta; Magnoliopsida; Magnoliales; Magnoliaceae
Product: E3 ubiquitin-protein ligase PUB23-like
Exons: 1
Coding region: 214-1428 (404 amino acids)
Biological process (GO): protein ubiquitination
Molecular function (GO): ubiquitin protein ligase activity
Source: RefSeq, a predicted model, not a curated record
UCUGUGUCUGUCUUUUCCCUACUCGUUUUCUCUUUUUGACUCUCAAAAACAUAAACCGCCCACCACCAAUCUCAUCUCAUCCAUCUCCCUUUUUAUAUAAGCAUUUGCUCAAACCAUCUCCUAAUUUGGCAUUUCUUUCGACUCCAUCAUCUUGGAUAUCUUCUGUCACCCUUUCGUUUGCUUCUUAAUCAGAGAGAGAGAGAGAGAGAGGAGAUGGAUGGUCCUGAUAUUCCUCCUUUCUUCAUCUGCCCCAUCUCUCUCCAGAUCAUGAAGGACCCAGUCACCCUCUCAACAGGCAUAACGUACGAUCGAGAGAGCAUCGACCGUUGGCUCUUCCGAUACAAACACAACACAUGCCCCGUUACGAAGCAGCCCCUCGACAACCACACCCUCACCCCAAACUCCACCCUCCUCCGCCUCAUCCAAUCAUGGCACCUCCUCAAGUCAUCAAAACUCAUCCUAGCCGUCGAUCCACCGAGACCCACCUUCGAUCUUUCUCUCCUUCACGAUCUCAUCAACAAGGUAAGAGAACCUGAAUCACAAAUCAAAUCACUCCGUAGUAUCAAACUCCUAAUCCAAGACAACGAAAACAACAGGCGAUACGUGGAAGAAUCCGGUAUCCCUUCUCUCAUAGCAUCUCUAGUAACUGAAACAUCUCCACAAGAGAUUUCGCAUCUUAAUGGAAAUUCAACCACCAUCGAAGAAUUCAUGAACGUAUUAUUCCAUCUCAAGCUAUCGCCUGAGACGUUGGAGAAGAUCGUGGAAGAUAACAAUGGUAAGAUCAUCAGAUCUUUAUCUAGUAUACUCCAACUAGGAAGCUUCCAAGCUAGAAUUCAUGCAGCCCUUCUUCUCAAAUCCAUCUUCAAGGUAGUAGGUGAAAACUACAAGAUGGAAUUGCACUCUGAUCUUUUCGACGGCAUUGCCGAGAUACUAAAAGAUCAGAACUCGAACCGGGCUACAACGGCUACACUAUCGAUUCUAAUAUCGGUAACACCAUUUGGGAGGAACAGGAUAAGGGCGAUCGAAGCGGGUAUUGUACCAGUACUAGUAGAGCUACUUGCAGAGACCAACGAAAGGCGGAGCUGUGAGAGUAUGUUGGUGGUGCUGGAGAUAUUGUGUGGGUGGUCUGAUGGGCGAUCAGCAUUUUUGGCCCACCCAGCAAGCGUGGCCGCAGUGUCAUCGAAGAUCCUGCGGGUGUCGCAGCUGGCCAAUGAGAGAGCUGUGAAGGUGCUGCUACUGGUGUGUAGGUAUUGUAUGGGAGGAGAGAUUUUGAAGGAGAUGGUGGAGGUUGGUGGGGUUACUAAGCUGUGCAUGGUUGUACAGGGUUCAUGCAGUAGGAAGGCAAAGGAGAAAGCGAAGGAGAUUUUAGGGUUGCAUUUCAGGACGUGGAAGAAAUCACCUUGCUUCCCUUCAUGCCUGUUACCAUGAAAAUAUUGUACCGUUUUGAGGCAUUCUUUUUUAUAGACGUACCCUUUUUUGUAUUUCUUUUAUAGGAUAUGGCACAAGCACUACCAUAAGUGGAAAGUAAGGAUGUGUGUAUCAAAGGGGAUUGGUGCAAAUAUCAAUCACCAUGUGUGUGUGUGUGUGUUUUCUUAUUGUCUUUUCCAGAAAAAAAAACAUUGAUGCUCUGAAGAGAGCGAUGGAUGAUACGCAGGAACUUGUAAAUUACUUAGAAAUUGAAUAAACAAGCAAUGCCAGCACUUGAUCGAUGAGCCAUCAUAGGAACGAGGGAGAUGCUGUUUGGCUAACGUUUGGAUUUCUCAACAAAUAUUAUAUGA